This is a messenger RNA of Magallana angulata, 899 nucleotides long. RefSeq lists its product as uncharacterized. The transcript is spliced from 2 exons. Bases 38 to 529 code for a protein of 163 amino acids. The record is from RefSeq and is a predicted model, not a curated record. NCBI's taxonomy places the organism in Eukaryota, Metazoa, Mollusca, Bivalvia, Ostreida, Ostreidae.
GCUAAAAUUAUUAGAACAGGUGCGCAGUCAAUGUUGCAUGAGUUUGAAUGCGUGUGUGUAUACCUGUAUAUCAACGGGUGGUGAGACUCGCACACCUGUACAAAAGAUGGGGAGAGUAGUGUCCUAUUUGCUUUGGGCCGUUAUCAGCCAAUUACUGACAACAAGCUGCAGUCAAUCGUCCACAACAGCACAACCGGAAGAGGAGAUGUGCCCCUGCGAUUGCGAGUACAUGGACCGGAUCGAUCACUUCAAGAACGCGUCUAACUCGUACGUCAACAAGACGCAGGAAGAGCUGGUCCAGAUCCUUCAGAAGAAGCUGGACGAGGUCAAGGAGCAGCUCAAAGUCCAAAUGACCGACAUCCCCGUCGUCAAGGCGCGCAAAGUCAGCGCCACGGACGCCCGUCCGUCCGCUAAGAACGUGGGGUUGAUAGGCGUGGGGUUCCUGGUGUUUGUGUUUGGGGGAAUCCUGGUCCUGGACUUGUUGUCCCUUCCCAGCUUCUUAAGGAGAGUGAAGGCAAAUCUGUGUUAGAAGAACACAAAUCAGAUCUUUAUGUAUUUAUCAUGUUGUGUUUGUUCAGUGCUUUUUAAAUUGGUUGUUUAUGCCGCGAACAUUGUUGAUAUUAAAAAGAAUUACUGCUAGUCCUCUCAUUUUGCAUUUAGAAUAAUUUGGUAAAUUUUUUUUUUCAUCAUUUAGCGUUUAGAAAUAUGUUGUAUUAUUUUUUAAUUGUCUGUUAAAUCAAAAACUAUAAAAUUUUUAUCUGAAUAAUUUUUUGUGCGUAACCUUAAAAGGGAAUAAACAAACGGAUGUCUUUCUGUAUUUGGUGUCUCUGAUGAAUGUACAUCAGGUUAAUCUGUGUUCUUUAACAAUUCUUUUCCAUUGAUAUUAAAGUUUAAUGUUA